This is a messenger RNA of Centropristis striata (black sea bass), 3089 nucleotides long. RefSeq names its product transmembrane protein 74B (gene tmem74b). The record is from RefSeq and is a predicted model, not a curated record. The coding region runs from base 88 to 954 and encodes 288 amino acids. The transcript is spliced from 3 exons. NCBI's taxonomy places the organism in Eukaryota, Metazoa, Chordata, Actinopteri, Perciformes, Serranidae.
GUCUGGACUCCCGUCUGGUCGCGGCUUCAGAACCGGUGAGAAUACUGCAGAGCGGAGGGGUGGUGAAGACAUGAGCACAUCCAGCAGAUGGAGCCCUCUUUCAACGCCGUAGAGCUCCGGGAGCUGCGGGGUGGAGGAGCUCGGCAAGGCGUGUCUUCGACGCCAGCCUCUGCGCCCUGGACAGCAGCCACAGCAGGCUACACCGCCCGGGGCUUCGAGAACGCCUCCUACCAGCAGGACGAGGAGCCCGUGGCCCGCCAGCAGGGGGCUACUGUGCCAGCCUCGACUUCAGACAGCAGCAAGGGGGAGCAGCAACAUCAGGAGCUCUCUCCGCGGUCUUACGAUGAGGAGGAAGGAGGCGGAGGGCAGGAGGAAGGUCAGGAGUUCACUGAGUUCAACCCCACCGACGACAACACCGCGGACUAUGGCUUCAUCUUCGCCCUGGUGUUCCUGGUGAGCGGGAUCGUCCUGGUGGUCAUUGCCUACACCAUCCCCCGAGAGGCCAAAGUUGAUCCGGACUCCGUAUCAGCCCGCCAGAUGGAGAAGCUGGAGAUGUACUACGCCCAGCUGGGCUCCCACCUUGACAAGUGCAUCAUCGCGGGCCUGGGCCUACUGACUUUGGGGGGGAUGUUCCUGUCUGUGCUGCUCAUGGUGUCCAUCUGCCGCGGCGAGAUGUACCGACGCAGGGCGGCAUUUGUCCGACCCAAGAGGACUUACGGCUCCAUCAACCUGAGGAUGAAGCAGCUGCCGACUGGAGAGGCAGGGGGAGGUGGUGGCGAGGGAGAGGACGGAGGAGAGGAUUUUUUGGUGGAACACGCAGAGAUGCGGAAUGACACACAGCCAGGUCCGAGCCGGGACUCCAAAUCAGAACCGGGACCGAGCAGGAACAACACUCCUCCCCCUGCUGCUGCUGCUGCUGCUGCUUCAUCCUCUAUUUCAUCAGCUGUCAACUAGAUCUCUUUAACUUUUUGCAUCCUGCCUUCCUCUGAUGUGAGAAGCAAAUUGGGGAUGCAAAAUGGUGCAGGUCCCCAGACAGGAGAAGCACAUGUUGAGCACACUGCUCUCUGCUGGCCAGGCUUUAACCCAGCAUUCUGGGAUAUUUAUUCUAACCAAUCAUAAAGGAUGUAUUACUAAACAAAAGAGGGCUCAAGCCACUAGAAGAAGAUAGGUAAGCCAAUGUUUCUGUGGAAACGAGCACAUCUGGAGCUGAAUGAUUGCAUAUCAACCAUUAGAAGACUACAAUAUCAAUCAUAAUAUGUUAAUCAGAGUUUUAAAAGAAAGCACAUUGUGUACGACAGCCCUGGAGGUUUGUCGCUACUGCAGAAAGUAAAUAUGUUUUUACUUUAUUUAUUAAUAAAGUAAAAACUUUAUUUAUUAAUUAAGUCCAGCGCUGAUCCUCAUCCAUCAGGGGAUCUAAAGAUGUUGGACAUUUAACCCCAAUCACAAUAAAUUAUAUCGAACUAUCAAUGCUGCUGUGAGUAUCACUUAAAUCUGACAGGGCCGUGUUGUCACUGGACUGCCUAAAUAAAGUAUUAUGGAAAUUGUGAUGCUAACUAUACAGAGGCAACAUUUUUUAACACUUACAUCAACGACCAACAAAAAAGUAAGGAAGAUUAAGCAUAAAAUGUUUUUCAUUUAAAAAAGCGAAGGCAUUUCUGAAAUUAUAGAAUGUGACAUAAAUUGAUGUUUCCUUUCUAUUUAAAUUGUCUGAUUGCCUUAUUUCUUUACCUUUGUAUAAAUUCCCUGAUUUAUUAACUAUUUUAUUAUUUUUCCUUUUUAUUCAUGCAUUUUAAUUCAUUUAUUUAUUAAUUUUCUUUUGCAUUUUAAAAAAUUUAGUUUAUGUUUAACUUUUAACGUUUUUAAUUUUUUCCCCUUUUUAUUUUCCCUUCUUUUAAAUUUUUUUUUUUUUAAUUGCCCAGUAAGCAUUGAAUCAGCAGCCUAAGAUUUUCUUACUUGGUUUGUUAAUCAGGAAUCAUCUUUGUCCCUGAAUGGAAGCUGUCUUUAAGCCUUUUUUUCCUCCUGAACAACAACAGGUGUUUUCAUCACAGGAAUGUCUGUGGCUGAAUAGAUUUUUGGGUAGUUAAGUAAAAACUGCAACUGCAGACAACAAGACAACAAGAAAAGUUAGGUGAAGGCAUGAAAAUCAACACCUUUCACUGCUGGUAUCUGAAGGCCAAUACAUUUUUCUUACAGGGAAUAAAAACAAACAAGAACUAAAAAAAUCACGUCAGAUAUUCAGUGUCUUGCUGCAUCAACCAAAAUCUGUUGCCUCAUGUUUAUGAAUCAGCAUUUUCAUCACUUUCCAACAGCACCGGAGAGUAAAUCUUUGUAUCAUGUUGCAAGUAAAUAUCCACCAAUACUGAAUUAUUAUAUAUUUAUCCGACAUUUAAACUAGCUACAAGCUGCUGUCACAAGAAAAACCUCACAGCUCCGGAUACAAAAUCUAUACGAAAUGUGCUUUAAAAAAAACUCACAAAAAAAAAACAAAAAAAAAACAACAACUAACAGUUUUUUCCUACGUUAGUAUGGAGAGAAAGCUUGUUUUGACUGGAAUGUACCUUUAACGACACAGCGCUUACUCUUUUUACUACAGUAUGCCUUAAUGAGUAAACACAGACACUGUAAAUUGUGUAUACGCAACUAUUAUCAUGCUAAUAUAUUAAGGUCUGUAUGUAGCCUGUAGGGGUGAUAUCCGGCCAACGUGGUUGUAGUCAACGGCUCCGAGAAAUUAUGAAAAAAGAAAUAGUAGUAAUGUUUUGAAUUAAUUAAAUAAAUUCUAGUAUUAAAUGAAUCCUAGCACCACUAUCAUAAUACUGGUAAUACUGGAAUAAUCCUUACUGUAUACCUACUUUUGCAGCCCCUUGUUUAUAAGUCAGCUGUCUUUGUGAGGACAUCUUAAAUCUAACAUUUUCAAACACUGACGUACUAAUCUCAAGGUGCAUAUUAGAAUAUGUUCCACAUUUUAUUUCGCAGUACAAAUUUACUGUAAAUACUUCGUAUGUAGACAUGUCGGCUAUAGAGGAACAGCAAGAAUGAAACGCUCAGAAACCAAAUAUGCAAAUCCUCAUCACAGUUGGAGCAGUUUAUUU